Messenger RNA from Chrysochloris asiatica (Cape golden mole), 1179 nucleotides. RefSeq names its product LUC7-like 2 (S. cerevisiae) (gene LUC7L2). NCBI's taxonomy places the organism in Eukaryota, Metazoa, Chordata, Mammalia, Afrosoricida, Chrysochloridae. The record is from RefSeq and is a predicted model, not a curated record. Gene Ontology annotation, cellular component: U1 snRNP; U2-type prespliceosome. The transcript is spliced from 10 exons. Gene Ontology annotation, biological process: mRNA splice site recognition. Gene Ontology annotation, molecular function: mRNA binding. Bases 1 to 1179 code for a protein of 392 amino acids.
AUGUCGGCGCAGGCCCAGAUGCGCGCGAUGCUGGACCAGCUGAUGGGCACGUCCCGGGACGGAGAUACUACUCGGCAGCGCAUCAAAUUCAGUGAUGACAGAGUAUGCAAGAGUCACCUGCUCAACUGCUGCCCGCAUGAUGUCCUCUCUGGAACUAGAAUGGAUCUUGGAGAAUGUCUGAAAGUCCAUGACCUGGCUUUAAGAGCGGAUUAUGAAAUUGCAUCCAAAGAACAAGACUUCUUCUUUGAGCUUGAUGCCAUGGAUCAUUUGCAGUCUUUUAUUUCGGACUGUGACCGAAGGACAGAAGUGGCUAAGAAAAGGUUAGCAGAAACUCAAGAAGAAAUUAGCGCUGAAGUCGCUGCAAAGGCAGAACGUGUUCAUGAGUUAAAUGAAGAAAUUGGUAAAUUGUUAGCUAAGGUGGAGCAACUAGGAGCUGAAGGGAAUGUAGAAGAAUCACAGAAAGUGAUGGAUGAAGUGGAGAAAGCACGGGCAAAGAAGAGAGAAGCAGAGGAAGUUUAUCGAAAUUCCAUGCCUGCUUCCAGUUUUCAACAGCAGAAGCUUCGAGUCUGUGAAGUCUGCUCUGCCUAUUUAGGCCUUCAUGACAAUGACAGACGACUGGCUGAUCACUUCGGGGGUAAACUACACCUGGGAUUUAUUGAAAUAAGAGAGAAGCUUGAAGAGUUAAAGAGAGUUGUAGCUGAGAAGCAGGAGAAAAGAAACCAGGAACGUCUGAAACGCAGAGAAGAAAGGGAGAGAGAAGAAAGAGAGAAGCUGCGGAGGUCCCGAUCACACAGCAAGAAUCCCAAAAGAUCCAGGUCCCGGGAGCAUCGCCGCCAUCGGUCUCGCUCCAUGUCGCGGGAGCGGAAGAGGAGAACUCGAUCUAAGUCUCGGGAGAAGCGCCAUCGCCACCGGUCCCGCUCAAGCAGCCGCAGUCGCAGCCGCAGCCACCAGAGAAGCCGGCACAGCUCCAGGGAGAGGAGCCGAGAGCGCGCCAAGAGGAGAUCCUCAAAAGAAAGAUUCAGAGACCAAGACAUAGCAUCACGUGACAGAGACAGGAGUUCAAGAGACAGAUCACCUCGUGACAGAGAUCGGAAAGAUAAGAAGCGGUCCUAUGAGAGCGCUAAUGGCAGAUCCGAAGACAGGAGGAGCUCUGAAGAGCGUGAAGCAGGGGAGAUAUAG